Pyrenophora tritici-repentis Pt-1C-BFP is the source of this 1724-nucleotide messenger RNA. Its product is annotated as PutA, NAD-dependent aldehyde dehydrogenase. Gene Ontology annotation, cellular component: mitochondrion. Gene Ontology annotation, biological process: thymine catabolic process; L-valine catabolic process. NCBI's taxonomy places the organism in Eukaryota, Fungi, Ascomycota, Dothideomycetes, Pleosporales, Pleosporaceae. The record is from RefSeq and is a predicted model, not a curated record. Gene Ontology annotation, molecular function: malonate-semialdehyde dehydrogenase (acetylating, [NAD(P)+]) activity; methylmalonate-semialdehyde dehydrogenase (acylating, NAD+) activity.
AUGUCGUCGCCAGUUAGUCAAAGCAAAGUCGCCGCACGGCGGCUGCAUGCCACGGCUCAACACCUCAAGCCAGCAUCGUCUGCCGUGGCCGAGUCGUAUCCCAUGAACCACGAGCCAAUAAAGUCGCCAACAGAUACACCGAACUUUGUCGAUAACAAGUUCGUGGCUUCAAAAGCAACGCAAUGGAUUGAUCUGCAUGAUCCUGCGACCAACAACCUGGUGACGCGCGUUCCCCAAAGCACCGAUGAGGAGCUCAAGGCGGCAGUUGAUAGCGCCGAGAAGGCGUUCAAGCCUUGGAAAGAGACGAGUCUGCUUCACAGACAGCAAAUCUUGUUUAAAUACACACAUUUGAUUCGUGAGAACUGGGACAGGCUAGCUGCCAGCAUCACGUUGGAGCAGGGCAAGACGUUUGCGGAUGCACGAGGAGAUGUGCUCCGCGGCUUGCAAGUUGCCGAGACUGCCUGUGGUAUCACGACGCAGAUGACUGGUGAGGUACUUGAGGUGGCAAAAGACAUGGAGACACGCAGCUACAGAGAGCCAUUGGGCGUGGUGGCUGCUAUCUGCCCGUUCAACUUCCCCGCUAUGAUACCUCUUUGGACCAUCCCCAUCGCCGCCGUUACUGGUAACACGUGCGUCAUCAAGCCUUCGGAACGUGACCCUGGUGCCUGCAUGAUUCUCGCGGAGCUCGCAGAGAAGGCUGGAUUCCCUCCAGGUGUAAUCAACAUUGUACAUGGUGCGGCCAAGACUGUCGACUUUAUCAUUGACGAGCCCCGUAUCAAGGCAAUCAGCUUUGUGGGAAGCAACCAAGCUGGAGAGUACAUUUAUGCGCGUGCAUCUGCCAAGGGCAAGCGUGUGCAGGCCAACUUGGGCGCGAAGAAUCACGCAGCUGUUCUGCCCGACUGCAACAAGAACCAUGCGUUGAACGCGAUUGCUGGUGCUGCAUUCGGUGCUGCAGGCCAGCGAUGCAUGGCUCUGAGCACUCUGGUCAUGAUCGGUGAGACCAAAGAUUGGGUUCCUGAGAUUGCAGAGCGUGCAAAGGAGCUCUCGAUGAACGGUGGUUUUGAAGAAGGCGCAGACCUGGGACCAGUUAUCAGCCCGCAAUCCAAGAAGAGGAUCGAAGAUCUCAUUGCGAGCGCCGAGGAGGAGGGUGCGACUAUCCUUCUUGAUGGACGUGGUCAAAAGCCAUCAUCUGAAAAGUACGCAAAUGGCAAUUGGGUCGGACCGACUAUUAUCGCCAACGUCAAGCCACACAUGAAGUGCUACAAGGAGGAGAUUUUCGGGCCCGUACUGGUCUGCUUGAAUGUUGAGACGAUUGACGAAGCCAUCGACAUGAUCAACGCCAACGAAUACGGCAACGGCACAGCCAUCUUCACGCGCUCAGGUGCCACUGCCGGUCGCUUCCAGCGCGAGAUUGAGGCCGGACAGGUCGGCAUCAAUGUGCCCAUUCCCGUCCCUCUCCCCAUGUUCUCCUUCACUGGCAACAAGAAGUCAGUUGCGGGUGGUGGCGCUAGCACCUUUUACGGUAAACCGGGACUUCAAUUCUACACACAACAAAAGACGGUAACGAGUCUGUGGAGAAGUGAAGAUGCCGUAGCAACUAAGGCGUCGGUAAACAUGCCUACGCACAGCUAGAUGUCUUGGCGUCAGCGUAAGCUGGGAGUUUUUUCGGAAAUGGAAAAGGUUUUAGCGUAUCUGGGCACAACUGAAUGGCACAUUUGAAUAAA